CGGGCCGUCUAGUUGCUCCGCCGCUCGCUAGAUGAUGCUGCAGCCCGGCUUCCGCACAGAGAACCGGGGCCGCCUCCUUUAAGAAAAGAAAAGAAAAGAAAAAAAAAACCCGACCGAACACGAGCCAACAAUAUCUGAAAUGUGUUUAUCAUGCGCAGUUUGUGUGGUUAUGUUUUAACUGCGGCUCUCGGGGAGAACGCCUUGGACGACAAAGGUCUGGUUUGUUAGGGGGGAAAUGAGCACGGUUAUCAGGUUCUCCUUGGUGCAGUUGUAAACAUCAGCAUGCUGGACAAAACCGACGAGCAGCGGCAGGAUUCCAGCCUCUGCUCAGACUGUGGAUGCAGUUUCGGCCCGCCGCAGCCGGACCCCCACCCCGAUCCCGCCCCGGCUAAACAGACGCAGGCCGACAACGCAGAUGCUCCCCCCAGAUGUCCGUCCUGUGUGGCUGGAGCCAGCAGCAGUCCCCCCAACGGCCAGCGGGCCCAGCGGAGCGUUCGGCUGGACCCUCACACCUGCAGCAUAUGCAACAAGACCUUCAUCUCGUCCGCCCACCUGAGCCUUCACCUCACCUCGCACAACAAGGAAAGGAAGUUCAGGUGCAACAUCUGUGGAAAGUUCUUUCACCAGUCCUCCCACCUGAUGGCUCACAGGGUGAUCCACAGCGGCGACAAACCUUUUAAGUGCCCUGACUGUGGGAAAAACUUUGGACGCGCCUCACACCUGAAGACCCACCGUCGGCUGCACACGGGGGAGAAGCCGUUCAAGUGCACCUUCUGCAGCAAGUCGUUCACCCAGAAGGCCGGGCUCCUGGCACAUAUUCGGCUCCACACCGGGGAGAGGCCCUACAAGUGUAACCAGUGCGGCGAGGCCUUCCGCUCCAUGUCCAACCUGCUCUCCCACAAGGCUCAGGAGGCCUCUGGAAAGGCCCGGCCCGCGUCGGCCCCCGUUUCCGCUCCUGCCCCUCCGGUCGGCCAGCUUCAGGGGCCGCACGGCAACAUGGUGGAUCUCAAGUGCGGCGUCUGCUGCCGCACGUUCGUGCGCUCGUCUUACAUCCGGCUUCACAUACGCUUAAAAAAAGGCCAGCGGCCGUAUCACUGCAAGGUGUGCAACAAGACCUUUGUCAAGCUGGAGACGUUCGUGAACCACUGCGACAAACACUUGAGGCAGAAAAAGGAAAAAUAUGGGGUUAAAUAUGAAGUUGUUAAGCCGCCGCUGUUUGUUCCGCUCUCCAGGCCUCCGUCUCCAGAGGCCGCACCACCUCAGGAGUUGUCCUCGGAGAUGAACGCACACUCCAAAACAACAACAGACAUCAAGAGUGAGCCUUAAGACUUGAGGUGCUUCAAAGCGCUUCUGCUUCAGCACCGAUGUCUCGACUUUUGACAUUUACCACGAAUGUUUACAAAAAAGAAAAAAAGAAGAAGAAAUCUGAGAAAAUGGGUAGUAUCUCCCAAACUACAUUUAUUUGCCCAGUGCAGUAUUUUAUUUAAAAGAAUGACCUUAUGAACAGUUUUUGCUUUAUGUAACAUUGUGGGUGUGAUGAUGAACAUGACAGAAAUCUCGUGUUGGUAACAAGUUCUUAUUGGGAUCAAACUUGUUGAUGUUGAUAUACUUUGUUGCUCAGGUAUAUCUGUCCCACUUCCUCUUUUUUUUCUAACCUGGUUUUAGUGGUAUACAGCUCCAUAUGUGCAGACAUUUACAAGAGGUAAAAAAAAAAAAAGGGCCAAAAUAAGAUCGCAUGGUAUGAAAUCAAUGGGUAAUGAUACAUGUGAGGAAAAAAAGUUAAACAUGAUCCUAUGUUUUAUACAAGGGUAAAGCAGCAAUUAUUACUAUUGCUGCUGAAAUACUAUAACAAUAAUUAUGCCAACUAUACGUUUAUUAUUUUCACGUUAUUAGGUCUUUUUUUGACCCUAUAGAACCUUGUUUCUUCCUACAGCAGACUUGUUGCUUUAUCUUCAAUAAUCUAGCAAAUAAAAAUAGUGACAUAAAAAAGUUAAAUCCAACUAUAAUUUCAUAGCAGUUCCAGUUUUAAAAGCUCAGUGAAGUCAAUCAAAAAUUUGUGAGAGGUGAAACCAGAACAUAUCUAAAAUAUCUCACAGGCGCAUGACGGAGAGAAACUGAAGGUGUUUCUGCAGCAAUUAUUAGCGAUAACGCAGCAACCGAUAAUUCUGUCACAGUAAUUGUAAUUUACAAAUUAUGCUGUUACUCUAACCCUUAUGAAGAAAUAGAUGUCAAAAAAACCUUAAACUAAUUUCUUUAAGGCAGACUUUUCUGUUUGGCCACUUUUUAGGAGCAAGGAGGAAAUGAGAGAGGAGCUCCAGUUGGGAUUACAGCCUUGUCAUCUAAAGACAAAUGCUUAUUUAACGGUUUUUAUUCAGUACAUAUAUAGCACAAAAGCUGACAUAAAAUCAUUUAAGUGUCCCAAAGGAGUAUUUUACACACACAACAGCAGCUGCUUCAGUUAGACCUAAAAUCUGUUAAAGGUGUGCAUUGCUGAAGCUGUGAUUGUUUUGUAUCAGCGAACAUAAUCCCUAACAAAAUAGCUUUUGCAGUGCUUCCCCCCUCAUUAUUCAAUAAUUUCCCCUAAGGUUAGCUGAUUUAAAUCAUGCAUUCCUUCAAACUGGCUACAGUGUAAAACGGUGGUUUUCGACACGAGCGGCUGGAUUUAGAUCAGUUACCGCUGUUCUAUAAUUUAUAGUUACUAUAAAAUAUAAACUGUACAAGAGUUUAAAUGGAGGAAAAUGCAAAAAACAAUAAAUGCUGCAAUAACAAAACAGAGAAUUACCCUAGUUCCUGUAAGAAGCUCCAACUGUGGAAACACGCAAAUAUUUAAAUAAAACCCCUACUAAAUGUAUUGGUAGGUUCUUAGACGUUUUUGCUGCUCUCUUUUUUGUAGCAUAAAUAAAGUAAAACAUGCUUCUGUUAGUUGGAUAAAUCACCAGGCUGUCUGCUCAGAUAUCUGCCCCUCACGUUUUUUUUUUUUUUACAACAGCCUUACCUUAAUUAGAUCAAUGGGUUAUGCUUCAUUAGUUACCACACAAUGACUUCUGUUUUUUUUUUUUGUAUCUCUGCAUAUUAUAUUGUCUUGUAAACAGGGGUGCGGGAGACCACUUUUAGCCAGUUGACCAGCAGUGCAACAAUGCAACAGGAGUGUUUAGGGGAUGGCAUCCCUUAAAUAAUCAAAUUUAAACAAUUUGUGUUUUUAUGUCUUAUGGUGUACCUUGUUACAGGUAAUCAACCCAUUCCUUAUUUAUUGUUCACUGUAGCAUGAAAAGCAACUGAACAAAAAUCUCCAUUUGUGUUAAGUGUUUAAAAAAAA
Fundulus heteroclitus (mummichog) is the source of this 3316-nucleotide messenger RNA. Its product is annotated as zinc finger protein 226. The record is from RefSeq and is a predicted model, not a curated record. The transcript has 2 exons. Gene Ontology annotation, cellular component: nucleus. NCBI's taxonomy places the organism in Eukaryota, Metazoa, Chordata, Actinopteri, Cyprinodontiformes, Fundulidae. The coding region runs from base 283 to 1326 and encodes 347 amino acids.